Staurois parvus is the source of this 1118-nucleotide messenger RNA. Lineage: Eukaryota; Metazoa; Chordata; Amphibia; Anura; Ranidae. The record is from the annotation of a GenBank genome assembly.
AGGAUCUCAGUUUACCCAAUGGUACCCCAGCAGAUACUUCAAGUCCAGCAUCAUCAUCCUCACUUCUUAACAGGCUACAACUAGAUGAUGACAUGGAUGGAGAGACAAGGGACCUCUUUGUUACUGUUGAUGACCCAAAGAAGCAUGUGUGCACUAUGGAAACUUAUAUAACCUAUCGUAUUAUGACCAAGACAACACGAGUAGAGUUUGACUUCCCUGAGUAUUCCAUACGCCGAAGGUACCAGGACUUUGAUUGGUUGAAGAAUAAACUUGAAGAAACCCAGCCCACUCACUUCAUUCCCCCUCUUCCAGAGAAAUUUGUAGUGAAAGGCGUAGUGGACCGUUUUUCUGAAGAGUUUGUGGAGACCAGAAGAAGAGCUUUGGACAAGUUUCUUAAGAGGAUUGCAGACCACCCUGUUCUCUCCUUCAAUGAGCACUUCCAUGUUUUUCUAACAUCUAAGGAUCUGAACAGUCACAAAAAACAGGGGGCCACUCUGCUUUCAAAGAUGGGAGAGUCUGUGCGAUAUGUAACAAGUGGAUACAAGCUCCGAAACCGCCCUUUGGAAUUUUCAGCCAUAGGAGAGUAUUUGGACACCUUUGCAUUAAAACUUGGAACUAUUGACAGGAUAGCACAACGCAUUAUUAAAGAGGAAGUAGAAUAUCUAGUGGAGCUUCGGGAGUAUGGUCCGGUCUAUUCUACCUGGAGUGCUCUGGAAGGAGAGCUAAGCGAGCCACUAGAGGGAGUGUCUGCCUGUGUUGGGAACUGCAGCACAGCACUAGAAGAGCUGACUGAGGACAUGACCGAAGACUUCCUUCCCGUGCUCAGAGAGUAUAUCCUUUACUCUGAAUCUAUGAAGAAUGUACUAAAGAAAAGGGAUCAAGUGCAGGCAGAAUAUGAGGCUAAACUGGACGCUGCAGCCUUGAGAAGAGAAGAAAGAACUGGGGGGCCAACUGAAGUAGAGAAGUGCCAGGACAAAGUAGAAUGCUUCAAUGCUGACUUGAAAGCAGACAUGGAAAGGUGGCAGAAUAACAAGAGGCAAGAUUUUCGCCAGCUGCUCAUGGGAAUGGCUGACAAAAAUAUUCAAUAUUAUGAAAAGGUAAAGAGAAUAAACAUUUAA